AUGGAAUAUUUGACGUUUUGCGAUGUAUGUAAAGUUACUCCCAUAGAUACAGAUAGACUAUCACUAUCAUCAGAACCGAGAAGUAGAUUUUGUUCAGAAAAUUGUAGAAAAGAAGCUUAUGUUCUUGGUUUAGUUGAUAGAGAAAGAUGUCGUCACUGUGGGAUUUCACCAAGGUUAAUCCUUUCAAAUGGUAGGAAAGUUGAUUACUGCGGAAUGGCUUGUAGAAAAGAGGCUGAAAAACUGAAAAGUAGUGGAAAUUCUAAAUCAUACAACUACUCUGGUAGUAAUAAACGCUCUUCAGUAAAUCUAAUGUUGACGCCGGAUAAACCUGUUUAUCAACCUAAAUCCAAACCAACCACUUUAAUUCAGAAUAAUGGCCUUAACAUUAAGGCUAGUAAAAGUUAUGAUAGUUUAUUAUCGUCAUCAGCCCCUUCACGUCCUAAUCCAAAACGUAGCUCCACGAUUCCAUCAGAUAGUCCACCAACCCCAACAAAAAAAAAUUCGUCAAAUAGUUCAUCUUCACUUUUGACUGCACCACCGCAUCAUAAUUUUCAACCACGUUCGUUUCAUAAUAGUCUUUCAUUACGUUCUCCAACGAAAAGACGUUCGAUUAAUGAUGUUGAUCCUUUGUUUUCAGUUAAACCACCAUCUCCAAGAUCCAAUAGUUCAUCCAAUAGUUCAAAUAGUAAUCUCUCUUCACGUUCACCAACUCCAAUAAAAAGACGUUCGAUCAAUGAUAUUGAUCCUUUAAUUUCAAUCACACCACCAUCACAAAAUUCGAACAAUAAUUUUUCCCCACAUUUACCAACUCUAACAAAAAGACGGUCAACAAAUGCAAUCGAACCUCUUAUUUCAAUUUCAUCACCAUCUCAAAACUCAUAUAAUCAAUUAAAUAAUUCAUCGUCUUUUAUAAAUCCUCCACCACCUUCUCAUUCUCGUCGACCUAGACCUACUUCUCACGUUCCUACAAUUAAUAGGAAUGGGCAUACAGUUCCAUUGAUCAGUUUGAUACCACCAUCUUAUAGUACAACACAUACUAAUUAUAAUAAUUACAUUACAAAGAAAGUCUGA
Molecule: messenger RNA, 1071 nt
Organism: Dentiscutata erythropus
Lineage: Eukaryota; Fungi; Glomeromycota; Glomeromycetes; Diversisporales; Gigasporaceae
Source: the annotation of a GenBank genome assembly